UUAAAUAUUAAUCUCUACGAAAACAGUGCAUAGCGGAAUGCAAUAUAAACAAAUAUAUUAAAGUGUCAGCGACUUUUGUUCUUUAAAACACAGUCGCCAAAGACUAUUUGAAGAUCGGAAGGCGGAAAUUAACAAAUAUCUUAUCUUGCAGCAAUAAGACGAUAAGGAAACUUGCAGUAAUCAAAUCUCUUCACACUUAAUACAUUCAUCAAAACGCUAGAUAUAGAAUAAAAAAAUACAUAAUCAGAAUAGACGAUAAAUGCCGAAGUCGGCACUAUCGCGCUUAUAAAAAUUUCAGACCAGUGUGGUGUACGUGGCAAUCUGCAAUUUGUUUAUUCAAAGUUUUGGAUACAGUAAAUACACACCGAAUUCUCAUUAGACCUUUUUUAAAAUGUGUGGUAUAUUCGCUUAUCUCAAUUACCUAACACCACGCUCAAGGCAGGAAGUACUCGAAUUGCUAAUAAACGGCCUUAAAAGAUUGGAGUAUCGUGGUUAUGACUCAACUGGCUUAGCCAUUGACGAUCCGGAUGUGGGCGACGAAAUUAAUAACAUUAUAAUUGUUCGUCGGACUGGAAAAGUUAAGAUCUUAGAAGAUGCAGUCGCUGAAAUGUGCAAUACGGGCGCCUAUAAGGAACCUAUUACUACUCAUAUUGGUAUUGCUCACACCCGUUGGGCCACCCACGGCCCCCCUUCAGAGACUAAUUCACACCCUCAGAGCUCAGAUAUUGAUAACAGUUUUGUAGUGGUGCAUAAUGGUAUUAUUACGAAUUACAAAGACGUAAAAACACUGCUUGAGAAACGUGGCUAUUUAUUCGAAUCGGAAACAGACACUGAAGUAAUUGCGAAAUUAAUACACCACUUGUGGCGCCAGCAUCCAACUUAUUCAUUCCGUGAGCUUGUCGAGCAAGCUAUUCUACAAUUAGAAGGUGCAUUUGCUAUUGCUUGUAAGUCAAAACAUUUUCCUGGUGAAUGUGUUGCUUCACGACGUGGUACACCGCUAUUGGUUGGCAUUAAGUCGAAAACACGUCUAUCUAUUGACCAAAUUCCUAUAUUUUACGCCAAGAAGCAACGUGCACAUGGAAAAACACUUCCAGCUGAAGUAUCAUUGCCACCGCGUUAUGACGACACACCAGCAGAGUAUCAACCCUUGGAGGGUAAAGAAGUGGAGUACUUUUUUGCUUCGGAUGCUAGCGCAAUAAUUGAGCACACCGAUCGUGUCAUAUACCUUGAAGAUGAUGAUGUAGCAGCAGUCAAAGAUGGCGCAUUAAGUAUUCAUCGCCUAAAGAAAUGCUUGGAUGAUCCGCAUGCCCGUGAAAUUACUACAUUGAAAAUGGAAAUACAGCAAAUUAUGAAAGGGAAUUAUGAUUCGUUUAUGUUAAAAGAAAUAUUUGAACAACCUGAAUCGGUAGUAAAUACAAUGCGCGGGCGGAUGUUCUUUGAAACACGUACUGUAGUAUUAGGUGGAAUUAAGGAGUUCAUACCGGAGAUAAAACGUUGCCGACGCUUAAUACUUAUAGCUUGUGGCACAUCAUAUCACAGUGCGAUUGCGACCCGUCAGCUGCUGGAGGAACUUACGGAGUUGCCAGUCGUAGUAGAGCUUGCUUCGGAUUUCAUGGAUCGUCACACUCCCAUUUUCCGUGAUGAUGUUUGCUUCUUUAUAUCUCAGUCUGGCGAGACAGCAGACUCGCUGAUUGCUUUGCGUUAUUGCAAACAACGAGGUGCGCUUAUUGUGGGUAUAACCAACACUGUGGGCAGCAGCAUCUGCCGCGAGUCGCACUGCGGCGUGCACAUAAAUGCCGGUCCUGAAAUAGGUGUUGCCUCAACCAAAGCAUACACUUCGCAAUUUAUUUCACUAGUUAUGUUUGCACUAGUUAUGUCGGAAGAUAGACUAUCGCUGCAACCGCGACGUCUUGAAAUCAUAUACGGUCUAGAGACACUUGCCGAUCAGAUUCGAAAGGUACUACAAUUGAAUUCUAAAGUUCAAGAGCUUGCUAAGGACUUAUAUCUACACAAGUCACUAUUAAUAAUGGGACGAGGCUAUAAUUUUGCUACAUGCCUAGAAGGUGCACUAAAAGUGAAGGAAUUAACGUAUAUGCACAGUGAAGGUAUAUUAGCGGGCGAGUUAAAACAUGGGCCUAUUGCAUUAGUGGAUGAUGAGAUGCCAGUAUUGAUGGUUGUCAUGCGAGAUCCAGUAUAUAUGAAGUGUAUGAAUGCAUUACAGCAGGUAACUGCACGCAAUGGUCGCCCAAUCAUAUUAUGCGAAGAGGGUGAUGAGGAUACAAAAUCAUUCUCAUCGCGCUCCCUUGAAAUUCCACGUACUGUGGACUGCCUGCAGGGUAUACUAACCGUCAUUCCCUUGCAAUUGCUGUCGUAUCACAUAGCAGUGCUGCGAGGUUGCGAUGUGGACUGCCCGCGUAACUUAGCCAAAUCAGUAACAGUGGAGUAGUGCAGCAGUGGCGAGUGCAUUGAAAAGCGUUAACCAAAUUCAAUAUACAAUAUGUACAUACGAGAAUAUUUGUAUGUAUUUCAGUAUAUGUAAAGUUCUUAUUCCUAUAUUCUAAAAAGCAUUUUAAAGUAUAUACUUUGAAUUUUAUUUUUAUGAUAAUUGCUUAAUAUACGUAUUGAGUCAGAGGUAUUAUGUAUUUUAUUAAAUCUAAAAUAUCCUAACAGAGCACACAACCGAUAUCUAUAAAAUAUUAUGUUUAUUAUUCGCAUCCUGUUUUACCCCAAAAUAAUCAAAUAAAUUAAGAAAACUAAAGUGUUCAUUACCCAUUUUUAAAUUUUGUUGUUGUUGUAAAAAACCGAAAUAACAGUCCCCGGUCAAACAAAAGCCGGGUCUAUUUCAGUACUGUAGAACUGACUAUUGCGGGAAUUGCUUUAUGUAUGGUAUAUUAUUUGUCGUGGUAAGUGAUUUUAUAUAGGGUUUUGAAAUUGUAUUGUGGAAUGUAGGCUUAUAGAAUAGCGCUGGACCAAACCGAUUUAGGAACUGUUGUGGUAAGUGUUAAAUGCAAAAUGAUAUCCAAGGCGUUGUAAGGAAAUAUAAAUAUAAUAUAAAUUAAUUAAAACUGUUUAAAAACUAUUUUGGAAAAGACGGUAUAGUUUAUAUGUAUUUUAUACGAAUAUAUUAAUGUACAUUUACAUCUAUCAUCAAUAUAAUAGAUAAUAUUAUAUUGAAUAAAGUUAUUAAGUGUCCAAUUUUAACCUGGCAACCCUUCAGUUAAAUUCACGUUCCACAAAUGUCAUAACAUUUGCAAAAGAAAAUUUUCUCAGAAUCUGCCAACGUUUUACCAAUGUGUAGAUUAAACCGCUUUUUUUUUGUGAAACUAACGGGAAAAUAGGAAAAUUAUUAAAUAAAACUUACAAAGAGCUAGUGUUAAAUGUAAUUGAAUAAAUUACUUGUAGCAGAAGUAUAUUCAAGAAGUGAAAAAGUGCAGAAUAUGACUGUGGCCGAGGGAUUGGCGUCAACGUCCGCCGCAGCAAAUGCUGCAACUAGACCGCGUUGUUUUUUCGAUAUUUCGAUUGGUGGCUUAAAUGUUGGUCGCAUAGUUUUUGAAUUAUUUAAAGAUGUUGCACCGAAAACAGUGGAAAAUUUUCGAGCACUUUGUACUGGCGAGAAAGGUAUCGGUUUAGUUACAGGCAAGCCGUUGCAUUAUAAAAAUGUAAUAUUCCACCGUGUUGUCAAGGAUUUUAUGAUACAAGCUGGAGAUUUUUCGGCUGGAAACGGUACCGGUGGUGAGUCGAUCUACGGUGGCACUUUUGAAGAUGAAAGCUUCGAUUUUAAACACGAUCGCCCCUUUUUGCUGUCAAUGGCAAAUCGUGGCAAAAAUACCAAUGGAUCACAAUUUUUCAUUACUACACAACCCGCGCCUCACUUGGACAACGUCCACGUGGUUUUUGGUCAAGUAAUAUCGGGACAAGAUUUAGUACGCCAGUUAGAGGAAUUGCCAGUCGAUAAAAAUUCACGUCCGUUGCAAGAUGUUACCAUAUCAAAUUGUGGAGAGCUUGUACGUCAGGUCAAAGUUAAGAAGGACAAAAAGAAAAAGAAACGUGCUGCCUCUUCGGGUGAAGAAGACUCAGAUGCCGACUCAGAAACUGAGAAGCGAUCAAAAAAGAAGGAAAAAAAAAA
Bactrocera oleae (olive fruit fly) is the source of this 4126-nucleotide messenger RNA. The record is from RefSeq and is a predicted model, not a curated record. Lineage: Eukaryota; Metazoa; Arthropoda; Insecta; Diptera; Tephritidae.